Sceloporus undulatus (fence lizard) is the source of this 2661-nucleotide messenger RNA. It is a transcript of the gene ATL1, whose product is annotated as atlastin GTPase 1. The record is from RefSeq and is a predicted model, not a curated record. Gene Ontology annotation, molecular function: GTPase activity; GTP binding. Lineage: Eukaryota; Metazoa; Chordata; Lepidosauria; Squamata; Phrynosomatidae. The transcript is spliced from 14 exons. Gene Ontology annotation, biological process: endoplasmic reticulum organization; protein homooligomerization. Bases 193 to 1872 code for a protein of 559 amino acids.
UGCUCCUCCUCCUCCCUCCCUCCCUCAGGUGCGGAGAACCAGGGAGGCGACUGAGGAGGCCCUUUGGUAGCCCCUAAGGCUAGUAGUGGAGGAAGAUGAGGAGCUGAGAGGUGCCGCCCCACCCCGGCCUUCCUCCUCCUCCUCCUCCUCCUCCAUUUCUUCUCCUUCUCCUCCUUCAUCUGGGAGGCUGCGAUGGCGAAGCACCGCAAAGAGAGGAACAGCUGGGGUGGAUUUUCAGAGAAGAAUUACGAGUGGAGCUCUGAGGAGGAGGAGUCGGAUGGCAAGGCCCGCCCGGUGCAGGUGCUGAUCGUGAAAGAUGACCACUCUUUUGAACUUGACGAAGCCGCCCUCAACCGCAUCCUACUCUCCGAAGCUGUCCGGGAUAAAGAGGUGGUCGCUGUCUCUGUGGCUGGAGCCUUCCGGAAGGGGAAGUCCUUCCUGAUGGACUUCAUGCUGAGAUAUAUGUACAACAUGGAGUCAGUCGACUGGGUCGGGGAUUAUAAUGAGCCGCUGACAGGUUUCUCCUGGAGAGGAGGGUCGGAGCGAGAGACAACGGGCAUCCAGAUUUGGAGCGAAGUCUUCCUGGUGGACAAGCCAGACGGAAACAGGGUGGCAGUGCUGCUCAUGGACACUCAGGGGACCUUUGACAGCCAGUCGACGCUACGCGAUUCAGCCACCGUCUUUGCGCUCAGCACCAUGAUCAGCUCCAUCCAGGUGUACAAUUUGUCACAGAACGUACAAGAAGACGACCUCCAACACUUGCAGCUCUUCACGGAAUAUGGGAGACUGGCCAUGGAGGAGACCUUCCUGAAGCCCUUUCAAUCCCUUAUCUUCCUUGUUCGCGACUGGAGUUUUCCCUAUGAAUUUUCCUACGGGGCUGAAGGGGGUGCCAAGUUUUUGGAAAAGCGUCUCAAGGUCUCAGGAAAUCAGCAUGAAGAGCUGCAGAACGUCCGCAAACACAUCCAUUCCUGUUUCACCAACAUCUCCUGCUUCCUCUUACCUCACCCGGGCUUAAAAGUUGCCACCAAUCCAAACUUUGAUGGGAAGCUCAAAGAAAUAGAUGAAGAUUUCAUCAAAAACUUGAAGGUGCUGAUCCCAUGGCUUCUCAGCCCCCAAAGCCUGGAUGUCAAGGAGAUCAAUGGGAACAACAUCACCUGCCGAGGCCUUGUAGAAUAUUUUAAGGCCUACAUAAAGAUUUACCAAGGAGAAGAGCUCCCUCAUCCCAAAUCAAUGUUGCAGGCUACAGCAGAAGCAAACAAUCUGGCAGCUGUUGCUACGGCUAAAGAUACUUACAACAAAAGAAUGGAAGAGGUGUGUGGGGGUGACAAGCCCUUCCUGGCACCCAGUGACCUCCAGAGCAAACACCUGGAGCUCAAGGAGGAGGCUGUGCGACAGUUUCGGGGCGUGAAGAAGAUGGGGGGAGAGGAGUUUAGCCGGCGCUACCUCCAGCAACUGGAGGCGGAAAUUGAUGAGCUGUACGUCCAAUACAUCAAGCACAAUGACAGCAAGAACAUCUUCCAUGCUGCCCGCACGCCUGCCACACUCUUCGUGGUGAUCUUCAUCACCUACGUCAUCGCAGGCAUCACUGGCUUCAUCGGCUUGGACAUCAUUGCCAGCCUGUGCAACAUGAUCAUGGGCCUCACCCUGAUCACGCUCUGCACGUGGGCAUACAUUAGGUACUCUGGGGAGUACAGAGAGCUAGGUGCCGUCAUAGACCAAGUGGCCGCAGCCCUCUGGGACCAGGGAAACACAAAUGAGGCUUUGUACAAACUUUACAGCGCAGCUGCCACCCACAGACAUUUGUACCAUCACGCUUUCCCCACAGCACAGAAGACGGAGCCCACCGAAGGCACGGAAAAAAAGACCCUGUGAAUCCACGGCAAGCGUUCCAUGGAGAUGCAUGAGACACACAUCAUUAAACAUGUUAAUCGUUUUUGCAUCCAUGUGCCAGCCUCUGACACUCCUCAAAAUGGAAGGCAAACGAUAACCCAUUCAUGUGUACCAAUGGCUUAAGUGUGGCUGCUUUAAUUUGGAUAAUUCCUUGCUUGAGGGGUGGGCGGGCGGAUGAUUCAGCAUGGCUGUCCUUUCUCUUAAGAAGACUGUGACUUUUAAUUUUGCUGCACACCAAGGACUCUUUGGUUCUCCAGAAAUUCCCUCAUUGCAGGACUUGGAAAGGCUCAGUGCCAGAGAAGAGGGCUACAUCCAGCUCUGGGUAGGGCUGCCCUCUUCUAACCACAGGGGCUCAAUUGCCUCAAAGCUGAGAGCUGCCCAUGGCUUCUGCUCCCCACGGCCUUCUCUGGAACCAAGUUCCACUCUCCUGCACACAACCACAGGUUUUUCUCAGCCGAAAACACAACCCUUAGCCGAGAGGGACCACGUCUUGUAACUUUGCGCACAAUGUUUUUUUUAAAAAAUUCUCACACAUCUUUCUUUCCUUCAUCCAGGCUGUGAAUGACACUUAUUCACUGUUAAAAAGAAAAAAGAUUGCCUUCGCAGAAGCUGCAAAGAAUGUUUCUUUUGCUAUGGUAUAUUGAAAGAGAUGGAAAAGUUCCUUUUUUGUACAUGUAUUUGAAAGUUUCACUGUAUAUAUUUUUGUUCAGUGCAUAAGAGUGUGCCUAGUUUUUAUUAUUUUAUUGUCAAUUAAAAGUUUGGUUCCUACGA